Messenger RNA from Solenopsis invicta (red fire ant), 16076 nucleotides. RefSeq lists its product as uncharacterized. The transcript has 30 exons. The record is from RefSeq and is a predicted model, not a curated record. Lineage: Eukaryota; Metazoa; Arthropoda; Insecta; Hymenoptera; Formicidae. The coding region runs from base 2265 to 13325 and encodes 3686 amino acids.
GGGGUGGCGAGAGGGGUGGAAGUCUCGUGAUUUUUACUCUACGUCGUACGGAAGUGCCGUCAGUUCCGCAGGAACUCUCGCGCGAUACGGACGUCCGCGAACGGCUGUCGUCCUACUCGUCCUCCCUUGUCGCGUGUGACCGACUCGCAGCUUUCGCGCUAUAACCCGCUCUCUUUUAUUCCGUAAUCCCUCCGCGCUUCCCUCCAGCUUUGGCUCGGGGCGAAACGCUUUUUCCCCGCCCUCCACCUCUCUUCUGUGCCGGUUUCUCGCGACUUCUCGCGGGUAAGCUGUCCAAGUAUCGAAGUGACGCUUUACGGUCUGAAAGUGGAGCUGCGGCUCAUGCAUAAAAUAUACCAGGAUGAUCUAGAACUGUCGCGCGCGCAAUUCUUUUCACCUAUGCUAAUUUCUUUUACGUUGAAUAACAAUUUAAAAGGAUAAAACGAUUUUUUAUUCAGUGUUGCAUUGUAAAAAUUGUGCGUUUAACGCGAUGCCACUUCGGUACUGGAGCGUUAAGCUUUAAGAGCAACUCCGCUGCGCAGAAAUCAAUUAUACAUUAGAUAUAGACAAAAGGGUUGUAAUUAAUUUAUUGUAUCAUUUCAUUAGCGUUUAAUUAUUUUAUCAUUUCGAGGAUUCCAGCGCGAUUUAUUUUAUUUCAAAACUAAUUCUCUCCUCUUUAAUUAUUCGCCGACUUACCACUUAUUACAUUCAAUCUGACAUUUCACGAAAAAUCGUUCGUAAAACCGAUCUAACGUCGCUCGCGCCACGUUUGUUGUACGAGACAAAAGUUUUCGACAAUUCAGAGAAAUAAGAUUUAUUUUACCGGGAAGUGUCCUCGCGAACUCGAGUUCGAAGCUUGUGAGCGGGCGACGGAGGAAUGGAAAUGGAGCUCUCUUCGAAAGGAAUAUUUAGCCGGCGAAAGAGAGCUUUGUUCGAGUUCUCCGUCUCUUAUUCGUGCGGGGUCUAUUAUCCACACGUGGCAAUGUGACGUAAUCUCCGCGUCUCUCUCUCUCUCUCUCUCUCUCUCUUAUCGUUAUUAGCCCGUUCUGCGCGCGGCGCAAAUAAUGCAUUUCGAGCGAAAUUAUCGCACUUCACGUCCGUAAGAACCCCGAUUCGUUGUGCAACUAGCUCGCUACCGAAGAUCAAAGUAAUUUCAACUUCAACUGCGAAAGCUUCAAAUUUACGGAGCUACUGAUAAUCGUUAAUAAGCGUCGUAGUGCGCAAACGGCGGGGUGUUCCGCGCUCUCGAACUAUAUCGAACUUACGUAAUACGUGAAAUAUUCAGUCCAUAUCGAGUACGAAAAAGUCGCCCGAUACGUUUCGACGAAAGAUUCCGUAUCGAGGAGCUAAAUACUGACGAGCUCUAUCAGUUUUAAUUUCAUGUGACCGUUUCUCUCAAUUAUGACCGGCGUUAAACAUUCAAUCAUUAUCCGUCGCGUAAAACCGUUCGCGAGAUAGAAUUGCCAGUUGUAAUUUCUGUAAUAAUUAUAUGAUAUCUCCGGUGAAUUAUUGGCAACUCUUGAAAUAACAAUCCGGCCCCGCUCGUCCUCGCGCGAGCACGUUUGUUUUACGAAUCGCUUGAAACGCGCAGCAGCCGGGCCGCUCGCCCUGUUUGACUUUCGCAAUUUAUUUAUUUUAAUUAGAACGACGUUUCGCACGCUAUCGUACAAAUAUUCUGUUUUAAUGGCACCUAACGGCGCACUCUUUUAUUUGCAAUUUCUCGUUAUAUGUUCGUUAGUCACUUCCUCUUUCCUCUUUUUUUUUUAACUCUCCCCGUACGUAUAGGUACGUCGCGUCCCGCUAACGAACGGCGUUAUUUCCCGCAGGCUGCGAGAGCUGUGCGUACGUGCCGCGUAGUCGUGUCGAGGGGUGAAAGUGAACAGCAGAAUAGUGUAUGACGUGCACGCGUGUCUCGCGUGCGUUCACCGCGGGUGUCUACCACGAGCGGUCGAUCGAUCGCAGCAAAUUCCUUCAGUUUGCAUCGCGCAGGGACAUCGAUCGUGCCGAUCGAUCCGCUCUUACUUUGUACGCUGGAUACCAAAUCGAGCGAGCAGUCAACGCCACAUCGCCAUCUGCCUGGGGCUCUGCGAGGUUCUCUGAGCCAUUCUCAUAACCAUCAUCACAACCAUCCCCACAGACAUGAACUACCACCGGCGACGUACCUCACACCCCCACCGCCACCACCAGCGUCGAGUUACAUCACGGUGCAGCGCGGCUGCGCUCUACAUUCGAGGCUCGACCAGCCGGUGACCAGCUCUACGCCCGGGAUGGACAACAAAAAGAUUGUCCAGUCGAGCACGCCGCCGGCCGCCGUACCUGUUCAGGUACGUAGCAAGCACGAUGGCUCGGGGGUGGCGGCCUCCGUGUCGGGGGUGCGCAGACGGAGUGGCCCGCAAGGGGGUUUGCGUUCGCCCGCCGCGAAAAGGCCCCUCUCCGCCCCCGUCGCGCUGCAGGGAUGGUUGCAUAAACAGGGCUCGGAGGGUCUCAUGCUGUGGAAGAAGCGUUGGUUCGUCCUCUCCGAGUACUGCCUCUUUUAUUACAAGGGCCCGGAGGAGGAGAAACUGCUAGGUUCGAUAUUACUACCUUCGUACAGAGUUACCGUCUGCAAACCCGAGGACAAAGUCAACAAGAAGUUCGCCUUCAAGGCCGAACACGCGAACAUGAGGACUUACCACUUCGCGGCCGACAGUCGGGAGAGCUUGAACCAGUGGGUGAAUGCUCUGACUCUGGCAACGCUUUUGCAAGAUCCCAGCCCUGCGGGCGAGGCUGCGGUAGUCAUAGAGAUAGCGCAGGACGGCGAACGAAGCGCUCGGCCUAGCGUCUCGUCGAUCUCGUCGAUCCUGAAUCAGAGCGCCGACGACAGCGACUCCGGCUUCCACGGUUUUCAGUCGCGCGACGACCCGAGCCAUGCCUCCAACAACAACUCCAGCCCGAACAGCGCGAACACUGCCUCCUUCCCGAACCUCAGCGGUAGCAACAGCAACGGCAAUUCCGGCAACAACAAUCACGCGAGCGACUCGGGUCAUCCGAUGAUGAACGGUUGGGUGCAGUCGUCGCAGUACGGCCAGCCCAGCACUUCUCAGCCGCAACCGCAGCAGCACCAGCAAUACGGACAUUUGCUGCCGUCGCAGCAACUGCAGCCGGGUCAUUCGCAUCAGCAUCAGGCGUUGCUUCAUCAUCACUUGCCGCAUCAGAACGCGCUUUCGAAUCUAAGCCAUCAGUCGUCGCACAAGCACAUGGCCAUCCAGCAGUCGCCGCAGCAACAGCAGCAGCAGCAGCAGCAACAGCAGCCCCAACAGCUGCCGCAUCCUGGCUCAGGUAGCGUUCAGACGAUGCAGCCUAUGCCUCGGACAAAAUUCGGACAACCGAUAUACGCGAACGCACCGCCGAAGCCUAGAAGACUGACUGAUGGGUCUACCGAGUACUCGACGCCAUCGCCGGAUAUGGAUUACCGAAAGAGCCCGGUGUCGCCGGACGUGACGGUGACGAGCAAAAGUCCGAUGUCCGAUUACGAAAGGAGCAAUACGAUCUACGGCACGCGGAUGAAUCAGCCGUCGCAGCAGAGUUUGCGAAUCGAUAGAUCGGGUCUGCAUUACGGUUACGGUCAGACCGCCCAACCGACGGAGAGGAGGACCCCGGAUACGUACGGUCGAAGCGCGAAACCGAGGACCAGCAGCAGGGGCGGCAACGGCGACUACGAGGAGGUCUAUGGCACUCCACAACUUUAUCAGAGACCCGCGGGACCAGUGGGCUACACCAAGGGCGCGUCGCCGGCGCCCAUUCCCAUACCCGUGUACGCGCAACAACAGCUUCUGCAGCAACUGCACUCUCCCCUCACGCCGCCGAACAUGGCAAUGGUGAGGCAAUCUAGGGCUCAACCGCCGCCGCGACCGCACAGCGCGGACUUCCUCGAGUACGAGGCAGCAAGGCGACAGCCUCAGCAACAACCCACGCAAUGCGAGAGACUCCCGGAUCAACAAAGGCGUCCGCAGAGGCCUAAAUCCAGCUUAGACAUAGUUAAUCCGUCGGACACGACCAAUGACGGUUACUUCUACUCCGAGGAAAGAUACGCGGCGCAGAUGCGGCAGUCCGCGGUGUAUCUGCAUCAGACCCCCCAACAUUAUCAGCAGCAGAGAAAUCAGUCCCUCUCGCGCGUCACGAUGCAGCCGAAGCUGCCGGGUAUUCGCGAUAAUAGCGAUGAAAGUAGAAUAUCCACAUUGCCGGAUUCCACUUGCCCCGCUCUGAGACGCUCGCAGCGGGAUCACGUACAUCAGCAGCACACGAUGCCCGCUCAGCCGCUGACGCAGAGACAUUCCGAGAUAAUUGGUGCCGAUCCAAAACUCCGAAGAUCGUUGCGCGAGAAAAGCUGCGAGGCGAGUGGCCGCGAGACGCUGACACACGGUGAGGACAACACGAUCCCUCGUAGAUUACCGCGCGGCGAGUACGACGGGUGGGGUAGAGCAGCGGGUCACGGUGCCCACGGGACUCACAUCGCUCAGACGUGUCACGCCGGUCACGCAGGUGCCGGCAGACGAUGGAGCGAGCAGCAGCAGUUCUGCAGAUCGGCGUCGGCGCGUCUGCCAAGGACACGGCAUCCCGCCGCCCUUGAUCCCGACGACGACGACUACGCCGAGAGGUCCUCCGAGCAGGAUUCGCGGGAUGGUGAACGCAAGAUUCAGCAGCGCGAAGAGUCGAUGAAGCGGCUAUUAGAAUGGAAGCAGCGUAUGCUGCAAUCUCCGUUGACGCGAAAGCCGUCUGGCUCAGCCAAUCGGGGCAGGACGCAGAAUGAUCUUUCGAGUUACUACAAGCAACAGGCGCUGCUGGAUUUGGCAGCGCACGAGGCCGCCGUGGCGGAGGGUCGUCACUCCCGGAGACGGGAGGACGGGCAUCGUUCGCAUGUCAGGAGCAAGAGCUCGGAUGGCCGUCGGACCGCCGUCAACGUGCCACGCUACAACAGCUAUUCCAGCGAUGACGAAGAGCUGGGAGAUAUCCGGAGGAAGCGCUCGCGCAGACCCUCGCAUGCAGGAAGGAGCCCCCGGCAUGCCGGCGACGAUCGGUCAUCGACGGCGACGUCGGCCGUCCAGGAUGUCACGAAACCCGGAACCGGCCGCAUGAGCGUUAAUCAGACCUCGCAGUCGCAAACUCUUAACAUUCGCAAAGCGAACCCGGGGGCCACGCUCUCCUCUCUGGGUGGUAUACCGCCGGACGCGGGUUAUGACGAGGUCAGCUUUCCGCCGAUGAUGAGAAACGAUUACGCGUACGAUUACGCAUCGUCCUCGGCGGAUAGGCAAUCGUCGUCAUCCAGAAGAUCGGAAUCCGAGGCCGUCUUGGAGGACCCUGCGAUCAAGCACAAGACCCCGAAGAAACCGCUGGGUAUUCUGAAAACGUCGACCGCUUACGGUCAACAGAAAUAUGAUGGACAACAAAGCACGGGCAAGAUCGAAGGCAACAAAUCCGACAAUUUGUAUCGAAUCAACGAAUCCUGGCACGUUCAAAAGAACGUACAGUGGGAUUCCAAGGACGAUAACGAUGAGUGGGAUCCCGGCAUCGACGAGAGCAAGGUUAUAAAGGAGUUCUCUUAUCAGUACAUUAAUCCUAAGAAAGUACCGGCGCCAUCAAAAGUGGAAAAUGAGAGUGAAAAAUUCGAGACUAUGAAUUUGGUGCAAUGCAGAAUCAGGUCUUUCGAGAACAUGGAUGGCGCCAGUCCAGUCAAGGAGGUGUUGACCAUGCAGGAGCCACUGAAGGUAUCGCCAUUGCAGGCGACCGAGGCUCACGUCUCAAAGCUCGAUUGCGCAAACAAGACGCCCUCCGUCGUACGUAGUUUCGCUCUGACCGACGCAAAUGCUUCGGAGAAUGCUUCGAAACAUAAGAGCGUGGAAGAAGGACAUGCUAAGCAAGCUUCGACUGACAGUAACAAGUCGGUCAAAGAUCUCCUGGCGGACUUCGAGCGGAAAUCACAACAGGCUAAUCAAUCAAAAUGCGAGAAACGACAAGAAUCGAAGCAUCACGGAGAUUACGAUGAUAACGAAACGUUGCGAUACGACAGUGAAAAUAAUUUGGACCGUCGUGAUAGAGACGAUGAGAAGGAGAAACUCAUCGAAAAUAGCGAAAUUAUGCAACAUUUCGCUUUAGAUACUUUGUAUACGGGUGUUGUACAAAUGCAAAAUUCCGAUGGAUCUUUGAAUCAAAACAAAACGAAUAGUUCGAAGGAUAGUCUAACGGAAUGCGUGCCAUCGACCGAUUUAAAUAUUAUCCCGAGCCCUAAUUGUGCCAGAACGAGUAUGACCGAAUCCUUAUUGACGCACAGCGACCAAUUCUCCAUCGAUAACGAUCUUCUUAGUUCUGUUUUAAAACAGGAUGACAUUAAUUGCGAGGAUCACUACCUUCCCAUGUCUCCCAGAAAAGCCAUACUAGAUCCUAACAGUGAUGAUAGACCGAAUCCUAAGAUAAUGGAGAGUUUGUUCGCCAAUCUGCACGAGGAAAGCUCGUACGUGGAGAUGGCGCAGAACGGGAUGAAUCGUUCUCUCUUGGCACCGAACGAAAACGACGGAAAGCACGAUUCCGGCGAUUAUUCCACGCUGGACAUGUCCCACUACGAACUUGUCUGCGUGUCGGAUAACAAGAUAGAGCCGGUAUAUAUGGAGGUGAAUCAAUUGUCCGAGAAGGAGGACGAAGACGGCAAUAAAGCAUCCUCGAUGAAAAAGAGCAAUGUCAGUGAGAAUUCGCCGCAUUCGCGGAGCGAUCUGCCCGACAUCUUGACGGCACUCAAAUCCGAUAGUUCUGAUGCCGAUGACGAGUCGUCCAAGGAUCUAGAUUCCAUAGACGCGCCACGGCAUCCGCGAUUUAGUCUGUCUGAUACUUUCCGACCGGCUUCUUAUUAUCUGGGAGUUAGUCGUAACGUGAUCGCAGAAUUACACGACUCAUCGGACAGUGAGCUCGUAUCCCCGCCGCCGAUACCGACCUCUCCACCGCCGCUGGACGAUUUGGACUCGUUGGACAUGCAGGAAUCCUUGGAGAUAAAGAAAGGCUCGCCACAGGUGGCUACGACGAAGGAUAACGCGUUGAAUCGCGACUCUCCAAAAUCGUGGAAUAAACCUGCGGGUCAGGUGGAAACGCAUAGGCCACCGUCAAGAUUUUCCGACGCUACCAUGAGCUCCACCUUUAGAGACAGCAGGAUAUCGUUGGAAAGCGCGUCUGGAAGCGAUUCGAUCGAGCUCAGAAAUCCGGAGGAGGAAGCUCGGCACAGACAAUUAAAGAGGAGACCGGUCAGCGACGACGUUUGCGAAGUUUUAGACAGUUUGGAUGAAUUGGAAUCACUAGGAAGUCGCUUUGACGGCGCGAGCAUCGAUCUUGAUCAGUAUUUGGAGGAAUUACAAGCUAGAGAUGCGUUCAACGUGGAUCUUUACGCAAAGGAUCUGAGCUACAACAGCAUCUACGGAUUCAACGAGAACAUGCUGGUGGUCGAUAAGCUGCAGAAGACUACGUGCCAAGAUCUAUCGAGAAAGAUGAAAUUAAUGUCUAGCAAUCUCGAUCGGCCGUUCGAUUAUUCCGGCAAAAAUAAGACCGGUUCGGCGAGCAGCUUGCCGUCCAUGAGAGUAUCGGAUCUACCGCCGACCCAUCAACACUCGCAGUCCUUCACUGGUGACGCGCAUUACGAGAACGUCGCGAGCUUUUUACCGCUUCGCGGUUCACCGGCCGUUCGAUCCGAUAGCGAACCACCGUCACGCGACAGUGUUCACAGGAUGCAGAGCACGUCUCCGAGCAUUAGCGCGCUGCCAGUCUCUCACAGCAGGGAUUCCAGUUACUCGAAUGCGUCGGCCACAGCGUCCAUUUCAACGUCCAUGGCUUGUCAAAGGCCCGCGAGCGCGCAAUCGUCGAUGCACUCCCCCAUAAGUGCGUCUAUGUCCUCAGUAAAUCACGGCAGCACGCUGACGAGCAUGCUACAGAACGUCAACGCGUAUUCCGAGCAAAGGUUCCCGAAUCACUCGAGAUCCGCCAGUCACGACGCGUGUGUGCGACAUGUGCUGCCGAAUCAUCGAUCGACCUCCAGCCAAGAUUCGAGUCAUUAUCCCGCUCCGAUGCCGAUGCAAAUCGCUACCUCUGCUCUACAACAGUCAUAUUUACCGAAUGCUGGCGAGCAGCGCGCCCAGAGCGAUCAAUCUGGAGCACCCUAUUACUAUUCUGACCUCCAGGCGAGUGUCAAUAGUGUGGACAUGGAGAUGACCAAACCGAUGAUUGGCCAUACCUCGCGAUUGCCUCAACUAAACAAUCAGAGGGAUGAUGCGGCGAUCGGCUUGAACAAGCGGAAUGAUAUCGGUCGUAUAGUGAAUCCGAUUGCGCGGCAAAUGCCGCGACAGAUUCAAGUGGACGACAUAGACGAGGCCAGACGUAUCGCCGCGGAAUUAAGACGGACGACCUGUCAACUCCUCAGCGAUAACAAGGCCGCCCUCGUGGACAAGAGAAACUUCUACGAGGCCGACACGCUGCGCCGAGUGAAAUCCACUGAUCCACUGCCAGAUGUAUCUCUACCCGAGGCUAGAAACUUAUAUCCCCACGGUCUCAGAGACAAGUCCGUUAAUUCAGGUAACAUUGAUAACGUGGAACCGAUGCACGUCACACAAGCGUCUCAUCGUCGGUCAAGAUCUCUGGAGGGAUUACUCGACGACGUCGGCCUGCAAAAUUUAGUGGAACAGCGAAAUCGAGCUAACCGAGCAGCGGCAGCGCAAGUGACAGCGGCAACAGUGGCUUCAACGGCUUCGACUAGCCAGGCCGAAGCAACGUUGCAAAACUUGCCGUCGUCCGAUAGUCAUAACGCCAUGACUAGUUUCAAUUCUGAGGAUCCUUGGGAGCAAGACAGUCUUUGGUGCGAGAGUCUGAGAAGGGUGAGCUUGCGAAACGCCAGAUCUUUGGAUAAUCUGGAUAGUCCACCGAGACCUGGAAGAUCCAAUGAUGCGAAGUCACGCGGUAGAAUCACUCGCGGAGCGACCUACGUGAACGACAGCGUCGCUUUGCGCAGGGACAACAGUGCGGAGGAAUCUUCGUGCGGUGAACGAUCGCGAGUCAAGCGCAGGACAAACAAGGAUCAUACGCGAAAACGAUCGAUCGAGGAUGACGACGAGGACGACGUCACCUACGAGACCUUGUCGAUGGAAGUGAUCGGCGCGGGAGGCUACGUAUGGGAUCCGCAAAACAAGACCUAUCACAAGCCUACCGUUUCGGACAGGAAUCAUUUUUUAGAGGACGGCAACCUUCCCCCGGCUCGCUCGAACUCGGACGUUCGCAUGUCUGCGACGUCGUUCGAGCUCGACCGAGAGAAGCUCCGCCAAUGGGAUUUGUUGUCGAGCGCCUGCUUACUCCAGGAGCAGCAGCGCACCUCGAUGGCGGACUCGGGGCGAGGGUUGCCGGUCGUCGAACAUCCUGGAGACGUGCACGAUUCACGGCUCGCUGUCGUCGCGACGACGACGGUGGCGACGACGGCGACGGCGAUGACGGCGACGGUGACAAUGACAACAACACCGACGCCGACGAUGACGAUGACAACGACAAUGGGUACAAUCGACAACGAGCAAGUAAACGUUAUCGUAAAGCCAAUCGAUAUCGCGGAUGUACGCGAUGUCUUGUCGACGAACGUGCCGAUCAAGAAGCAGGAACCGAGGCAGGAGCCGUGUAAACGGGCUGCAGCGUCCGGCUCGGGCUCGGUGAUAGGCAGAGACCCGCUUCCACCCAGGGCCGUCAGCACGUCGCAUCUGCCUCAGAGAACGCUGACUCAAGCGCCGACGGCGGUGUCUACUCUUCCGCUACCGAGAAACAGUACCGGCGGCGGCAGUCACCGGCAGCAACCGUCGCUUCCGCUCCACCACUCGACCCCGCAGCAUCAGCCUAUGAGGCAGCUGGAGAGCGAGCCCACCGCCCAGCUGCUGAGAGCCGCCAGCAACGGCGACAUCGGCAAGUGCCCUGGCAUGGUUAGCGGUAACGAUAUGAGGGACCUGAGGUUAGCGUCGCCGGGCGGUCAUUCCACUCAGCGAUUGAUCAGCCCAAUCGGACACCUGCGGGUCGCCUCGCUGAAUGACCAUCGCGUCUCCAGUCCCAGCGAUAGCGAGAUACGCGUGCACAGUCCAAGUGAGAGAAAAAUGAUGAGCCCGAUCAACGGCAGGGAGGUCGACCGCGGCGGGGGCACGAUGACAGCGGGUCAGAGACAAGGCCAGCAGCAGCAGCAACAGCAGCAACGACCACGCGCCGCCGAUUGCAGCGAGCUUCUGUAUAAAAGGAGUAACGUCGGCUCCCUGAGAGCGGAUGCCGGAGGCAGGCUGGUGACGCAGGCUGGCGCAUCCGGGCUGGUGCGCGUCUCCGCCGGCGAGCUCCUCGGCAGGACCCACGAGGAACUGGUGCUGCUGUUGAUCCAGCUGCGAAGGCAGAACGCGACGGUCCUCAAGGCGAUGGAGACGUGCCACAUGGAGAUCGAGGCGCAGGCUAGACUGGCGGAUCUCGACACGCCGAGACGGCUAGAAAAUCUUCAAAAACUUGACGAACUCAAGAGGCACCUGAUGGAUCUCGAGAAGCAGUACGAGAAGAGCAAGCCUCUCGUGAACCUCGUGGACAAUAUGGUGAAGCUGGGUUCUCUGUACAAUCGUAACACUGCCAACGGGACCAGCAGUGUCUCCGGUUCUCGCCACGACCUGAUGCACGAGAACGCGAGGGAUCAUCGCGACCGUCUGGAAUUUAACCAAAGGGUGCAGGAGCAGCGACUGUUGGCCGAGGAGCGCAGGGAUUGGGACAGGCUGAGUCCCGAUCACGGACAAUUACAGGCCAAAGUGCAGCAGCUCUACAAACUCGAUCGGCUUCUCCAGGAGGAAUCCGGCACGCUGCAUAGUCUCCAGCAGGACAAGGAAAUACUCGAGAAGGCUUUGGGCGGGCUGCGACACAAACUGCAAGGUAGCAGAAGCAAUUUGGCCGAAGCGGAGCGAUAUCGGAAGCAACAACUCCUGUUGGAGCGCGAGCUGAGUCGAGUGAGGAUACUGCUCGCUCAUAACUCGAAGGUAAAACCGGUAUUCUUCCAGAAACUUGAGGAAACGGUCGCCGAGAAUGCGCGGUUGGAACAAGAUUUGGUGGUGCUGAGGCAAAAGGUGCAAGCAUCCAGAAGAUACGCCGGUAACGUCGCGCGAGAUACCUCGAGCACGACCGCACCGCUGGAAGCGGAAUUACGACGAGUGCAACAACUCGUCGGCGAUCUGCAGAGACAGAGGAAGGAACUGAGCAUUCAAGUUCGCCAACUGACGGAGAAAUCUCACAGUUUGGUGCAGCAAAUUCGCCCGCAGCCACCGCACGCUCCUCAGGUGCAUCAUUCGAAGAAACGAACGCAAAAUUCCUGGCUGGAGACCGACUUAGAUUCCGGAAUAACUCUGGACCAUGGUUUGGAUUCCCCGUCGAGUCCGUCUCUGUCUAUCUCGCCUCCGAACAAGCAAAACGAUAGUUCUCAUCAGCGAUACGGCUCUCCCACGUACAAGGACUUAUCCCCCUUGAAUCGCCCACAUAAUCAGCAAUCCUUCGUACAACCCUCACAAAAUCACAUAUCGGCGCUCUCGCCGCAGCUGCGCGAGCAAAUUCAACAACACCAAUUAAAGCAACAAUUAUUAAAGGAUCAAAUGCAGGGCAAGGGUAGCGCGAUUCAAGUGGCGCCUUUGUAUGUUAAUACGGAUUCGAGAGUAACAGGCGAAUACGUCGCCGACACGAGCAAGCAUAACGGAACCGUGUUAAAUGGCACGCCAAAUCCCGCUCCGGAAUAUAUCCCGCCACCGCCGCCGCCCCCGUUGAGCGAGGAGGCAUUGUUGUUGAACGAUAAUUAUAGACAAAACGAGGACAACAAAUUCGCCGGAUUAAUGCAUAAUCGCGAGAAGCAAGAGAUUAAGACGGUGCGCAUAGUGAAACGCGAAUCGGAGAGGCGGCAAAGGGACCGCGGCGACAGAACCGGCAAUAUCGGGAUUCCCCUGACGAACGGCCUCCAAGCGCCAGGCGGCGCGAAGAGACUGUGCGACGACGAUUUCGGAGGCUCCCAAAAAUUCGAAAAAGCUCAGCUUGGUAGGGUGGUGGAGGAAUCACCGAUUGUUCACGCACAGAGCACGGGUCAGCUGUCCGAGCUGGACGACGUUCAGUUCCAGCGAAGCAUGUCUCUACCACGUGGUUUCGGCGGGCAAAAGCAGAACUCCGGGGUAAAUUACGGACCCGUGAUACCUCCACCGCGAAGCGACAGCAUGCACGCUCUGAAGAGCAUGAUGGCGCGUCGACACAAGAUCAGGUUCGAAAGUCACGAUGGCAGCUCCGAUAGCACUCUGUCGCCGUACACGGAUAGUCCUACGUCCAGCUCUUACGUGCCGAUGAGCUCGCCCAACUACUCCACCGCCUCGUCGUACAGCCCGUGCCAGAGCCAGAAUUAUCCGUCGCAAGCGGCGGUGGUCGCCGCGCAGUCUCACUAUCACAACUACUCGCUCGGACCGUACAGACAAUACGAGAAAAUCGGCACGCUCGCGGGCGCCAUGAGCCCCGAAUUAACAUCGCCGACUAACGUUGGUAUUCAUGAGAGACCGGUCGCCGCGACAACGGCGAACGCGAAUCAGUCCGAGUCGCCGCAAUUGUCGCCGGUGUUCAAGAGCGAGGCUGCCAAACAGAUUAUCAAAGAGAUGACGGAGAAGAGGGUAGAGGGACCGAGACGAAGACAAAUCCCUCGCGAGAAAAGGCGGCACUACACCGUGUCUAGUAGCAAACCGGUGCUCGAUCUAGAGGAUACUUUCUCGAAGAUGGGUAUGGGGAGAGCCAGGGACGAUCUGGAUAUGGAAAGAGCGCUCAGACCCAGGAUAAACGCCCCUGACGUGGUGCGAUCGACAUUGAGUCACAAGGAGUUGAAGUACAACGAGAGCACUAUAGAUCAACUGUUAGGCACGCCUAAUAAAAUUGUCAUUCCUGAACGAUAUAUUCCUGAACAGACGCCGGAACUAACGGCGGAAGAACAGGAGCAACGCUUAAAGAAGGCGGAAGCAAUUAGGAAAAUGCUGUCGGAAACAACCGUGACCGCACCGGAAGGAGGUGACGAUGAUUCUAACGUAGAAAAAUCGGACACCUUGAAACGCAAGGUAGUGGAAGAAAAGCGGCAAAGAGAGCAUAUUCUUCAGCUUAAUCAAAUAUUGGCGAAGCAAGUGAUGGAAAAAAGUAAAAUGGUAGCGGUAAAAGCCCUCGCAACGCUUCCUUUAAAAGCUGAGUCGAGCUUAGACGAUGAGGACCUCUCGCCCGUGGCUUCUUUACCACUUUAUCAGCAAAGAGAGAACUUCUAUACCUAAGCGUCGUUCCAGGAACACAAAUACGACACAAAACUACUGCCAAUAUGAAGAACAAAACGUACGAAGAAAGCGCAGGCGGCAUCACUGCGCGAUAGAAAGAAUCGUCAAUGUGUCAUUAGGCCGAGCUCAUCGUCUUUUUCAAUUAGGCAUUAAAUCGAGCAACACGUCGCGACUUACUGUCAUUUUUUACCGACCCUGGCGUCGUCAGCGUUACACAAGCGUUGAAAAUUCGGCGGGCGCCAAUCCGCGACCUUAUCCGCGCGAACGAAUCUAACGCGCUUCCGGGAGAUAUAUUCCGGCUUUGGAUAAACCUUUUACCGCGUCUCUUUGCAAAUCGAAAGUUCUUUUUCGAAAGUUUUCAAAUCGUAUAUUGAACCAUGUAUUUGUAAGCACAAGAGACUGUAAAACUCAUCCGACUGAGAAUCUGGUUUGGAUACGAUUAUGUCCUCUCCCAUUUUACGUACAAUCAUUUUCACGAACUUUUAUAUGUCGACGAUAUUGGCGAGAGCGACGGGAAACUUGCGUACCCUCGCUGAAGUCUGCGAGCGAGGUAGUACCAUUAGAUUUAAUGACGCUCUUUAUUUUAGCGAGGACGAACAAACACAUUCGGUCAAGCGUGCAACGCGUCGAGAUCGGAAGGAAUAGUCGUUACAGUUAUUAAAGAAAAAAUUCUUGCUAAAAUAUCGAGCCUCCGAGAUUUUAUUCGAACUUGGCGACAAAAGCGAUCACGAUGAUUCAUCGUGUAAAUUAGAUUGUAAGGAACGCACGAUACAUACGCUUCUGAAGCGCCCGUUGCUAUUAGCGUUAUAUACACGAUUUUUCACGGGCCAUUGUAGUAUGGCAUUUUAAUGUUUUAGAGCAGCUGUCACACAGUCAUAAGGGAAGAGUGCCAAAUUCCUAUUACGUACGAUUGUAUGAUCGUCAAUUAAGAGAAUCGCCGUGUCAAUCGAUGCAGGAUACGCUGGAGCAUUUAUUAUUGCAGGGAUCGCGAGAACCACAAUCGUAUGCGCGAUAAAUGUCUUGUAUUAAAUCUAAUUCGACUGGAUUUCACCGAUAUAUUUCAAGUCGAACUUAAUGUCGAGGUAUUUUAUAUAUUUCGUUAUUUAAUAUUAUCAAUUUAUCACUGUAUCCUCCCCACCCUCCAGCGCCGAAGUGUGAUUUUGGACGCAGUUUUAAAUAUAUGUAUAUAUAUUAUUUGAACAUUUUUAUUGUUAUACAUAAUAUUGUAAUUAUUAUCAUAUAAUACAUGAUACAUUAUUGUAUGAUAAUGUAAUAUAUUAUGACAUGUAAUAUUAUUAUAUUAAAUAUCAUAUUAUGUAUAUUGUAUGUUACAUAAUAUUACAUAUACCAUAUAUAUACUGAAAAGUUAUGUGAUUCAUAUGUACAGGCAUCCCUCUACUUACGACUUGGUUGACUAACAAUAAACUAAUAGAUUAUAACAAAGCUGCACUCGUUAACCAGUGAUUAACCACGUUAAAUGUAUUACCAGGGAUUAAUCAAAUUGAAUUAAUUUCAUAAUACCAAAUAUUAUAUUAAGAGUUCUAUUUUUAAGACAAAAAUAGUAUUACUUUUUAUUUACUUGUGAAGUUAAUCUGUGUUUAAGCUACAUAUUAAUAUUAUAUCAAAUAUAUAAGAAUUAUAAUCUUUAAAAAGAAUUUUGUUUUGUCAUUUCCUAAACAGAGAUCUCUAGCCGUUUUCAAUAAUUUAAUAAAAUAUUUUACAUAACGUUUCAUUUAUACAAAAUACAAGCACUGUUCAAUUUACCAUCAAAGUCUUUGGACAUCCCUUCAUUAGAGGGAUAUCUGUAUAUACAGAUAUAUAAAAUAUAUGUAAUAUAUGUAAUAUAUAUACAAAAGCUACUAGAAAGAAUCACGUUAGAUCGGCAGAAUCCAAUUAACAGUCAAGAAAAGAUUAAUAAUAUCGAAAUUACACACUCACCGCAUCCGCUAGAUUCCACCCUACGCCGGAGGGACGAUUCGUAAACGGCUCCUGUCUGUGCAUCCUCCAAUUUGACACACGCACACGCACCUACACAUACACACAAAUGCAUAUACGACUACACGUACGGAUACCCGCGCUUUUAGCGAUAAGUUUUUAUAACGUUAUAAUCUACGCGCGCGACACACGCGUAUACACACGCACGCGUCACUGUAUAGUACGUACUCACGACCAGGAUAUAUUAUAUAUCAUGCUCACGACGUUAUUUCCUGUGCAUACAUAAUCGUGCACGGCGUAACGGCGCGGCCGGUCGGAGAGAUCGAAGAAACACCGCCGAACCCCUAUUAUACACGUAUUUUGUUGUUAACGAUGAUUGUUAGUGUCGUUGUGCAGAUAUUUUAUAUGAGAAAAAGCUGCGCAACGAUAUCGACAAUUACCGUUUAGAACAAAAUGCGUGUAGUCGUAAAACAGAAUAGGAGUCCUGACCAGCUUUUGCAAACGCGACGUAUCCUGCAAAAGUCCGCCAUCGACCAAUGAGGUUCGAGAAUCGCAGGCGCACGCAUCGAUAACUAUCGAUAGCUAUCGAUAGUCGCGAUACACGCGACGAUUGCCACCGAUCUCCAAUGCCGGUCCCCCUCCCCCCUCGCCUCUCCCGCACCGGCGUUAAUUCUCGUUUAAUUCUCGUAAGUUUACGAGCCGACAUUACGCGGAAUGUCGCGGAAUAUUAAUAAUAGGCGAAACACUAUGCGAAUUGAGGGAAAGAAAAACUGUUAUUGUUAUAACGAUGAAAUAAAAAUCUUACGAUGAGCAAAA